GACGGUCGUGUUGUUAAGGUUCUCGCUCAGCCCUUCAACCCAACAACAACAUGGAGCCACUUUUGGCUUAGUUUAGCAUUGCAUCAGUAAGACAUUGUUGCUGAUGCGAUGAGUGGCCAGCCGUGGAAUACCCCAAUAUGGGGCAGCAGAAAGAACUCGCCGAGAGUCCCAGCUUCCAAGCAGCUGUACCCCAGACACCUAGACUGGAGUAGUGUGGGGCCAGGCGUGGAGGUCACCCACACAGUUAAUAAUGCUGCUCUCUCUAGUUCUCAGGAUUUUCGCUUGGCCAACUUCAUGGGACUGAAAAAUUACCUGGGUGGACUAAAUUGGGAUGUCCUGACUAUGGAUCAGAGCAGCAGAUGCAACCUGGUCCACAGCUUACCCCUCAAUCUAUCCAGUAUAGAUACAUGAAACGGAAGGACAUUGAGAAAACAUUUCCCUUAGGGAAGACCCUGGACUUUGCAUAUCCUCUUCUCCAUCCAAAGAAAAUACAGCCAUCUAGGAAAGAAACAAAGCAGGAAAGUGUCUUUGCUGGAAACUGCCUAGAGGUGCUAGAGGUACAUGGAAAAAACUAUGUUAUUCAUCCAGAGUGGAAAGAUGGGCAGGAGCAAAUUAUGCUUUCCAAACUGGAGAAGGGUAUCUAUUGUGGUGAUGAUUACAAAAGAAACAAUUUAUUUUUUAAGUUAAAUAAAUUUGCUUGCCUUCCUCAAGAGAAAACGGUUCUUCAGAUUGUAUCUAAAGAAGUGUACAAU
This is a messenger RNA of Cherax quadricarinatus, 752 nucleotides long. The record is from RefSeq and is a predicted model, not a curated record. NCBI's taxonomy places the organism in Eukaryota, Metazoa, Arthropoda, Malacostraca, Decapoda, Parastacidae.